AUGCAGCCAACUGCACUUAACGUGCGCAUUUGGAACCUGGACUGGGCGCACAAUUUGUUUGGCACGUAUAAGAAGGCAGAUCAGAUGCACCGGAAAACAUUGGCAUUUAGGGAAAAGGCACUGGGCCCAGAGAAUCCGUCCACACUCAGUAGUAUAAAAAAACAUGGUAUCAUUGCUCGAAAAUCAGAGAAAUACGAGGAGGCGCAAAAAAUCUACCGCCAGAUAUAA
Messenger RNA from Pyricularia grisea, 228 nucleotides. RefSeq lists its product as uncharacterized. Bases 1 to 228 code for a protein of 75 amino acids. NCBI's taxonomy places the organism in Eukaryota, Fungi, Ascomycota, Sordariomycetes, Magnaporthales, Pyriculariaceae. Gene Ontology annotation, molecular function: protein binding. The transcript has 2 exons. The record is from RefSeq and is a predicted model, not a curated record.